CAAACAAGCUCAAAACACCAGACAUUACAUUUACACCAAACUUUAUAUUCUCAUCUCUGAACAACAUCCUAAUCAUGGCCUACCAGAAGAGAAUCGUCGCCACCGGCACUGCCUUUAGCAUCGAGAACAAUGGCGUAUGGACCUUUGCCGACGUCGACGGCAACGGCACGCAGGACCUCGUUUACAUCAAGACGCGAAACACGGGCACCAAUAAGAUCGAGGUGCAUGCUGUCAGCAGGGAGUCAGGCUUCCAGAAGUUCAUCAUUCAGACAGGCACCGUCUUCGACAUAGAGGACAACGGCACCUGGCUGAUGCAGGACUACACGGGCGACGGCAAGGCCGACCUUGUCUACAUCAAGACGCGAAAUACGGGCACCGGAAAGAUCGAGGUACAUGUCGCUGACGCUGCGUCCCGUUACCAGCGGUUCGUGCUCCAGACGGGCACUGUCUUCGACAUUGAGGACAACGGCGUCUGGACUAUGUCAGCGAAGGGAGACCUUGUGUACAUCAAGACACGCAACACUGGCACCGGCAAAAUCGAGUACCACGUCGCCAGCAAGGAGUCUCGAUAUCAGAGCUUCACCAAGCAGGUUGGUACCGAUUUCGCCGUCGAGGACAACGGUACCUGGUGUCUCGCUCCACGAAUCGGCAGCGGCCAGUUUGCCGACCUGUACUAUAUCAAGAUCAGAAACACAGGCACCAAUAUGGUUGAGGCCCACGCGGUCUCAGCCCAGUCCGGGUUUAAAGCCCGCCUUAUUGACACCGGCACCGGUUUCAACCUAGAGGACAACGGCACCUGGCUCUUGACUAACCAUCUCGGGGACCCACAGCGGGCGCCGGAUCUGACCUAUAUCAAGACAAGGGCCACUGGUACAAACAAGAUCGAGGUCCAUAUCAACGAGGCCUGAAUGGUUCAUGAUAGUCGUGCUGGAUGAUUUCAAGUCCCUCUUGUGUGUUUGCAAGCUGAAUAACACGGUAGUUAGCUUACAAUUAUAUAGUGAAUUUAGCUGUAUAUCCUCCUAA
Fusarium redolens is the source of this 1023-nucleotide messenger RNA. RefSeq lists its product as uncharacterized. The record is from RefSeq and is a predicted model, not a curated record. The transcript has a single exon. Lineage: Eukaryota; Fungi; Ascomycota; Sordariomycetes; Hypocreales; Nectriaceae. The coding region runs from base 75 to 908 and encodes 277 amino acids.